Molecule: messenger RNA, 959 nt
Organism: Oppia nitens
Lineage: Eukaryota; Metazoa; Arthropoda; Arachnida; Sarcoptiformes; Oppiidae
Exons: 2
Coding region: 114-959 (281 amino acids)
Biological process (GO): reciprocal meiotic recombination
Cellular component (GO): site of double-strand break
Source: RefSeq, a predicted model, not a curated record
AAUAUCUGACAGCAGUUUGUGGUAAAUAGCGGUCAAUAAUGACUCAAAAGUUGAUUAGUUAUUGAUUAGACAUUUGUGUUAUUAAUUGAAACAAACGAUUGAUUGAUAUAUUAAUGACAAACACAAUGAUAUCUGAAGACGUAUUAAAUGAUAUAUUGUUUCAUUUGAAUGAUAUGAACAACAAUUACUUAAACCAAAUCAAUAACAACUUUCUGUCGAUCCGUAAGUUUUGUUGCACUUCAGGUGUCGUCCAAAACUUGAUGUCUAUUUGCGAGACCUUUCAAGUGGACAAUGAUGUCAAAUACAUUGCCAUUGAAAUGAUGGACAAACUGAUCGUCAAUCUAGUGAUCGACACAAAGAAAGUUUUUUUUGAGACAACACAUGCAUUGGCUGAUCAUCCAAAUGCUCAACAGUUAGACUGGAACUCCAUUGAAGACAAACUCAAGAAACAGAUGCAUUUGCGAGCCGUCACGUGUGUAGCCAUUGCUGUCAAAGGAUAUAAUGGAAGCAAACAAAUGAUAACAACAACUAAAUUACGACAAUUUCUUCACAAAUGUGGUUACAAUUAUUCGCUGCAAAACAUUAAUCGAUCGGAACUACGAGUCCUACGACUACUUGACUUUAAACUGAUCCACAAUUCGCUGUACACUUAUGUUCAAACACUUCUGGAUGUACUGAACCACAAUAUCGUUAACUUUAGCCAACAUUUAAAUGCUUACAAAAUUAUAGGUAAAAGAUUAACAUUAGAUAUGUCUCAAAAUAAUGAAGAGUUAGAGAUCGAGAAGAUCUUUGCUAACAAAAUGCUGAUCGCGUCGGCAAUUAUAGCAUCGGUUCCAAUCGUUACCGAUGUAUCACUCUAUGAACAAGUGGUCAUUGAAUUGGCCGACAUUUGCCGUAUUGACGCCAAUCUUAUUCUCGAUACAAGUCAAGCAAUUCUUGUGGUUAUUAGUGAAGUCUAA